AUGUCUGCCUUUCUGUCCGCUCUGCGUCCCGGCCUGCGCGCCUCUUCCGGUGCCGCCCGCUCUUUCAGCUCGUCCACGCCGUGCUCCGUUGCUCGUAUGACCAUCACCGGCCGUAUUGCCAGUGAGCCCGAGCUGCGCGCCACCGCGUCUGGCUCGGAAGUCGUCAAAUACACCGUGGCCACCAACACCGGCUCCAAGGACAACCGCCAAUCGAGCUUUUUCCGCGUGACGAGCUUCUCCAGCGGAUCUCAGCGCGACGUCAUCCUCAACAUGGGCAAGGGAACCCUUGUCUACUUCGAGGGCGACGCCAGCAUGCGCCAGUUCGAGAAUGCCGAGGGCGUAAAGACUACCACCCUCAACCUUGUCCAGCGCCACAUCGAGAUCCUCAAGAGACCCUACAGACCCGAGAACACGCUCGAGAACCAGUCCGAGUCCGAGCCCACCAACUAA
Molecule: messenger RNA, 450 nt
Organism: Aspergillus heteromorphus CBS 117.55
Lineage: Eukaryota; Fungi; Ascomycota; Eurotiomycetes; Eurotiales; Aspergillaceae
Product: single-stranded DNA-binding protein
Exons: 3
Coding region: 1-450 (149 amino acids)
Molecular function (GO): single-stranded DNA binding
Source: RefSeq, a predicted model, not a curated record